UUCGUUCCAAUGGCAGUUUGCUGCAAAGUGGACAUGGAGUAGACGUUUUUGCAGUGGUCGCGACCACUUUUUUAGUUUUUAUAUAUAUGUUUUAAUAAAUUUUGCAGUCUACUGUUAAGAUUAAAAAUCUUUCUGACCCUGAUAGCUUUUUAAAUUAAAACUAUGAAUCACGUAAAGAUGUUUAAUUUCAAGAAAAUUCUACUGUUUCUAUGCCUUACGACUGGCUUAACCUCGUCUGCCAACAACGAAACGCAAACAGAUGGUGCAUCCGAGAAACUUUCCUCAAAUUCAAAUAAUUUGAAUACUUCGACUACCGUAAUACAAACGAAGAUUGAACCUGUCAUAUCAUUGACAACGAUCACUCCAUCCAUUAGCACCAAGGAUUCUAAAGCAAGUGUUAUUAAUUUGGUACUAACUGAAGGUGGUCCAGUUUCAAAUUCUCUGACCGUGCGAUCACCAAUAUCCGAUCAGAAAAUAACUGCUAAAAAUAAUUCUACAACGACGAUUAAAGAUAUAUUUGUAAACAAGAAUGUUAGCCAAGUCAUGACAACACAGAAAGAUUUGCCAGUUUUGGAUAGAAAAAAAGGAUAUUUAACAUUCGAUCAAACAACUGUUAAAGAUGUUACAGUAGAACAUGAUAGUGAUAAUGAUAAUAUAAAUAAUUCUAAAGUUGAAAAUAUUCCUAUAAGAAUAGUUGCUAAUAUUACACAAUUAAAUAAUACAAGUACUACUAUACAACAUGUGCUAGAUAUGUCAGAAAAAAAACUAAAUAAUACCAUCGUUAUUUCUACAACACCUCCUGUGAACAAACAUAAGCCAAAUCCAAAACCAACUGUGACAAUGGGUGGAGGUUCAGCAGAUCCAAAUAAACCUAUACCUCCAUCACCAACAAAAAAUUCUCCAUUAGGAAUGCCAAGAAAAAUCGAUUAUAUCAUACCUAUUGCUAUUACAAUUGUUGCACUUCCAAUAUUGGGUGUAGCUAGUUUUAUUCUUUAUAAUCGAGGUAAAGACUGUUGGGAUAAGAGACACUAUCGAAGGAUGGAUUUUCUUAUCGAUGGAAUGUAUAAUGAUUAAAUCAUAAAGGAAUGUAUCUAUGAGGAUGAUCCUUGCAAUAAGAAUACAUGAUAGACAGCUAAACAGCUUUAUCAUUAUACUUUGUUAUAUCAUGUUCUCUAAACAUAAUUGGAGAACAUUUUUAUAAUAUCGGUAACAUUUAUUCUAUAUUGAUAUGUAUAGUAUGUCAUCAAUUGAAAACAUUUUGUUGAGAUUUUAUUUGUUUAUUAUAACUGUAAUGUAGGAUACGAUUGUGUCAAGAAAAAGAAUGCCAUAAAAACAAAAAUUAUCUAAGAGAAGGCAAGGCAAUGUCGAUACUAAGGAAAGAAAAUUUAGUUGUAUAUAUCACAAGAUAACUAAAUUAAUAAUGAAUCAAAUUUCAAAAAGGUAAUUAUCAUGUAACUGUUGGAUGUCUAGCAUGUUAGUUUUAUUGUAAAAACAAAAAUUGGUUCAAGUUUAACUAGUAUAUACCCAGGAAUAUGCAUGAAUGAUAAUAAUAUAUUGGAGAUAAAAAUAAAAUUAUUUUUAGUAGAGUAUAAUGCAAAAAUAUAUAGCAUUCUUAUACAUCAAAGUAGACAAUAAUUGCAUCAUCCAACAAGACCUUGCCCUGCAAAUUAUUAUAAAUAUAAUUACAACAAAAUGUUGUAAAGUAAACAAAAUAUACUCAAUGUUGUUUUAUAAAUUGCAGUAUGGUGCAUAGAUUUGACCAAAGAAGUAUAUAAUUGAUAAUGUUAAUAUAGUAUCAUUGUUGCAUUUACUUAUAUUAAUUUGAUUUUUACACAUUUUUUUACAUACUAUUUCUUUUCUUAGAAAUAACACGAAAAAGGCUCAUGUUAUGUAUAUACAUUGAACUAUUGCCAUAAGUAAAUGUAUUCUAUUGACAAUGUUCGAUAAUUGUCCUAUUGUUGCAAAAUCUAUCAAUAAUUUAUGGGUUACACCCAUUGUAAAGUUUUCAAAAUUGUUAUUUAUGAAGUUUAUAUUUUGUCUAUGUAUGAAAAAGCAAUAAUAAUUAUUUUUAUACAUAUGUAUAUGUGAAUUUAUCAAUAUUGUUAUGAAAUAUAAACACUUACAACUACAA
Messenger RNA from Vespula vulgaris, 2131 nucleotides. RefSeq lists its product as uncharacterized. The transcript has 2 exons. The record is from RefSeq and is a predicted model, not a curated record. Lineage: Eukaryota; Metazoa; Arthropoda; Insecta; Hymenoptera; Vespidae. Bases 163 to 1074 code for a protein of 303 amino acids.